CCUUGGGACCCUGCGCUGAGCCCGAGGCUCCAGCGUCAGGGGGCCACGCUGCCGCUCCCAGAAGGCUCUGCGGGCGACCCUUCGAAGAGAGGGCGGGCGUCGGCCACGCGGUCAUGAGGAGGAGGCUGCGCCUACGCCGGGAUGCGUCACUCACGCUGCUCCUCAGCGCCGCCCUUGGCCUCUUACUGUAUGCACAGCGCGACGGCGCGGCCCCCACUACUAGCAUGCCGCAAGCGCGAGGGCGGGAGGCACAAAGACCCACCCCAGGUCCCCGAGCAUUCCAGGUACUGGACUCUGGCGCAGCCCCACCGGCCUACGAAGGGGACACGCCGCCAUCGCCCACUCCCACCGGCUCUUUUGAUUUCCGCCGCUACUUGCGCGCCAAGGACCAGCGGCGCUUUUCACUCCUCAUUAACCAACCUCACAAGUGCCGUGGUGAUGGUGCACCUGGUGGCCGACCUGACCUGCUCAUAGCUGUCAAGUCGGUGGCAGCUGACUUCGAGAGGCGACAAGCUGUGCGCCAGACGUGGGGUGCCGAGGGUCGCGUGCAGGGGGCCCUUGUACGCCGUGUGUUCCUGCUGGGGGUGCCCAGGAGUGCAAGCACCAAUAAGGCUUACCCGGAGGGGGUGGGCACACAGACACACUGGCGUGCACUGCUGCAUGCUGAGAGCCAUGCAUAUUCGGACAUCUUGCUCUGGGCCUUCGACGACACYUUUUUCAACUUAACACUUAAGGAGAUCCACUUUCUGGCCUGGGCCUCAGCCUUUUGCCCCAACGUGCGCUUUGUUUUUAAAGGUGAUGCUGAUGUAUUUGUACACGUGGGGAACCUGCUGGAGUUCCUAGCAUCGAAGGAUCCUGCGCAGGACUUGCUUGCAGGUGACGUAAUAGUGCAGGCGAGGCCAAUCCGUGCUAGGGCCAGUAAGUACUACAUCCCAGAGGCUGUGUAUGGCCUGCCUGCCUAUCCAGCCUACGCAGGUGGUGGUGGUUUUGUUCUUUCUGGAGCUACGCUGCACCGCCUGGCAAGUGCCUGUGCACAGGUUGAGCUCUUUCCCAUCGAUGAUGUCUUUCUAGGCAUGUGUCUGCAGCGCCUCCGGCUCACACCUGAGCCUCACCCAGCUUUCCGUACCUUUGGCAUUUCCCAGCCUUCUGCAGCACCACACCUGAGCACCUUCGACCCCUGCUUCUACCGCGAAUUGGUUGUAGUACAUGGGCUCUCAGCUGCUGACAUCUGGCUUAUGUGGCGCCUGCUGCAUGGGUCACAUGGGCCAGUCUGUGCACAUAGGCAGCCAGUUGCUGCAGGCCCCUUCCAGUGGGGCUCUUAGCCACCCAUCACAGUGCCAAGCUUCUCUUAGCCCCAGGAUGGAACAGAAGAGAGCCUGAAGGAGAUUCCUGUGUGAAUUAUUAAGGUGUGGGUUACUCUUUCCUAGAUUACCUGUGUCUGCCUCCUCAGAAUCCCAGGGUAUGGAAACUGAGUUUGGCAUUUCCUGUUGGCUCACACUACACAGAGGAGGUCUAAAAAACAAUGUAUUGGUGACCAGGAGUAGAGCUAUGGCUGAGGUGGAGGAAGACCAUGUCUUGCCCAACAGGCCCCAGAGCAAUGGACAUAUUUAAUCAUCCUAGUAGCACAUAGGUGUGUGUUCAGGUGGACGCUUGGUUUUGAACUCCUAGGAUGAUGCAGACACAUGCAGCUCCUCAAGGCCAGGUCCCACAGCCUUCAUGGACCUGGCAGGCAUUCUGUCAUAACUCAAUCUAGACAUGUUGCUUGCCACCUGCUUCUUCAAUUGGAUUCCCAGCCCUGCCUACAUUUUUAGAUCUUUCCCCUCUCAGGUCUGCUUUCCUGGGCCAACUCCAAUAGGAUCCAGGUCUGCCUGGUACAUCAUGGAUAGAGCCAUAUCAAGGACAACUAUGUCAUGUUCCUAAAGUCUUUCCCCAUAUCCUAUACCCAUACACUAUGCCAUUGUUAAAAGCUGUCCCGUCC
Messenger RNA from Urocitellus parryii (Arctic ground squirrel), 1978 nucleotides. RefSeq names its product UDP-GlcNAc:betaGal beta-1,3-N-acetylglucosaminyltransferase 9 (gene B3gnt9). Gene Ontology annotation, biological process: protein O-linked glycosylation; poly-N-acetyllactosamine biosynthetic process. Gene Ontology annotation, cellular component: Golgi membrane. Gene Ontology annotation, molecular function: UDP-glycosyltransferase activity; hexosyltransferase activity. The record is from RefSeq and is a predicted model, not a curated record. Lineage: Eukaryota; Metazoa; Chordata; Mammalia; Rodentia; Sciuridae.